UAUGCGCUACGUCACGCGUGUGCGCGCGCACGCACGCUGCACGCAUCGCGGGGCGCUGCGCACGUUUGGCGUUUUAUGCGCGGGUCUGACAAUUGCGAGAGCGCAAACACAAGUUGGACGAGUGCGGGACAGAUGCCUUCGAAAUUCGACGCGAGCGAUAUUCUAGUUUACUUACAAGUAGGGACCUUCUCGCGCGGAUCUGGCUUCUUGUCGGAGUGUAUCUUCGGAUGACGGAAGGGAGGACACCAAGGACAUGCGUGCGGAGUUACGUAUGACAGCAAUGCUACAUCGACACAUGCUCGAAAAGAAGUAAAAAACGUCAUUACAGUGUUUAACUUUAAACAGCAGUAAUGGAUUUCAUUGUCCUAUGUUUAGUAAUUAUUUUAAUAUUGGAUGUCAGUAAUGGAACUCUAGCACUUCGGACAAGACGUUUGAUUGGUGGUCAUCCUGCCAACGAAUCUGAGUUUCCUUAUCAGGUGUCCUUAAGAUAUUACAAUUUGCAUAUCUGCAGCGGUGCGCUGAUAAGCGAUAGGCACGUCCUGAGUGCGGCGCAUUGCAUAUGUGGUUUGAUAGACGAACCCUCUGAAGAACUCAGUGCGUACACUGGAAGUAUUAAUUUAAAAGAGAGCGAGAAACAUUCUGUCAAAGACGUAAAAUGUCAUCCUGAUUAUGUGUACGGCUCUGAGAUGUCUUGGACGGCUGAUUUAGCUAUAAUCACGCUUGCUAAAAAAAUUUGCACAUCACUCUCUCAAUCGCCAAUUGCUUUAGCAACGUGCGAUGUGCCUAUUGGACAACGCGUUACUAUUAGUGGAUGGGGUCGCGUUCAUUCAUUUAGCUGGCCGUCACGAAAUUUGCAAAAACUUUCGGUGCCAAUUAUUGAGAAUAACGUAUGUCAGACCUACUAUAAAAACACUACUAUUCUUAGUUCUCAAAUUUGUACAUUCGAAAGGAAAGGUAUCGGUGCUUGUAAGGGUGACAGUGGUAGUCCUUUGGUAUAUGAUGGUAAACUAGUUGGUAUAUUUUCAUGGACAAUACCCUGUGCACUUGGUUUUCCUGAUGUUUAUACCAGAGUAAACUAUUUUAUCGAUUUUAUUAAACAAGUCACGCAAAGUGACCAGAAGUAAACAAUAAUAGUAUAAAAUAAUAGCACAAGAUGAAAUAAAUUAGAUAAAAUAUUUUUGAGGGAGAAUGUUUUUGGUAUUUCUUACCUAAAAAAUCUAAAUAUAUUUUUGAUAUAUACUUUUUUAUUUCGAAAUAUGUAUAUGCAAUUUCAAAUUAUGCGAUAUUAUAUGUAAAUAUGUUUAUUUUUAUAUAUUUAUUUAACUAAUAAUAUUUAAAGUUUAAUUAACUUAAAUUAAGUUUUAAUUAAUUAAUAAAAUUUAUUUAUUUAUUCUUAGUACUAAGGAUCUAGACCGAAUUGUUACCGUUUACCAAUCGGUUUUUGCUUCUUUUUUUUCUUUUUUAUGACUUUGCAAUGACUUUAUGGGGACAUUCAACUCAACUUUCGUUUCCUCUAUACACUUAAUUAUUUAAAUUAUUAUUAAAUAUUAUUAAAUAUUAUUAAAUAUUAUUAAUUACUAUUAUUAUUAAUGAUAUGAUAUUAAAAUUAAGAACUAGAACCGAAAAAAAAUUUUAAUUUAAAUAAUUUUUGGUUCUUUUAUUUGUGAAGAAAUUGAAAUCGUUACAUUGAAAUUGAACCCGUACAGUUGUCAAAUAUUUUAUUAAACUGUAACGGAAACCGAAUCAUAAUUUUAUUUCGGUCCGGGUCUCUGCUUAGUACGUAAUUUUAUGUGUUUAUUAAAAGAAAACUAAUAUAAUUAACCUGGAAAGAAAGCGCCUUUUAUUCUUUGCUACAUCUUUGAGGUUGUUUUUGAAGUCGUUUUUUUAUAUCUGAAGUUAUUUCUAAAGCUCUUUUAAUGAUUGAAAAGGGUGGGAAAGAAUUUCUCCAAAACUUUUUCUCUAAAAAAUGCUUUUAAAAUGUUUUCUGUUUCGUUUUUGGACAUUGGGAGUAUCUGGGGUAAUUUUUAUUAAAAUUUUAAACUACUAUAAUUUAUUAUAAUUUUAUCUACAAUUUUGUGAAUUAUAACUAUAGAAUGUCUUUUAUUAACAAAAUGUAUUAAAAAUAUUUUAAAAAAAA
Molecule: messenger RNA, 2137 nt
Organism: Monomorium pharaonis (pharaoh ant)
Lineage: Eukaryota; Metazoa; Arthropoda; Insecta; Hymenoptera; Formicidae
Product: chymotrypsin-2
Exons: 5
Coding region: 351-1124 (257 amino acids)
Biological process (GO): proteolysis
Molecular function (GO): serine-type endopeptidase activity
Source: RefSeq, a predicted model, not a curated record